GCGUCACAAAAAAACAAGAACAAUGUACAGGAAACCAUAAUCACCCGCCAAUGACGUUAUCUUCAACCCUUAUAUUUAAGGAAGAAAAAACCAAAUGACAACUAACUAUGAAACCACUCAUCUUUUCUUAUUGCUUGUUGGAUAGUAAUCUAUAAAACAAUAAAAAACUGUAAUGCCAAUUCAAUUCAUAAGAUCCUCUUUGUUUGCAUCACCAAAAAAUCUUCUACGAACUCUUUUUCGGGUUACGAAGCUCAGAUCGCUAGCAAUGGGGUCUUACACGGCUUCUUCUCAGUCAUCGAAGCUUUUUUUUCGCCAGCUCUUUGAAAAGGAAUCUUCCACCUACACUUACCUUCUGGCUGAUGUUUCUCAUCCUGACAAACCCGCUCUUUUGAUUGACCCUGUAGACAAGACUGUUGAUAGAGACCUGUCUCUUGUUAAAGAACUGGGAUUGAAGCUAAUCUAUGCCCUGAACACCCAUGUUCAUGCUGAUCAUAUCACUGGAACAGGCCUCAUUAAGACUAAAUCUCCAGGUGUGAAAUCUAUUAUUUCAAAAGCAAGUGGUUCCAAAGCUGAUAUUCUGGUGGAACCUGGUGAUAAAGUAUCUUUUGGGGAUCUUUUCCUUGAGGUUCGUGCCACACCUGGCCAUACAUCGGGUUGUGUUACCUAUGUCACAGGAGAUGGACCUGAUCAGCCUCAACCUAGGAUGGCAUUCACUGGUGAUGCUCUAUUGAUACGUGGAUGUGGGAGAACAGAUUUUCAGGGUGGUAGUUCACUGCAGCUUUACAAGUCAGUGCAUUCGCAGAUUUUUACAUUGCCCAAGGACACAUUGAUCUAUCCAGCUCAUGACUACAAAGGGUUUUCGGUAAGCACAGUUGAAGAAGAAAUGCUCUAUAAUCCUCGCCUAACAAAGAAUCAGGAAGCAUUCAAAGGCAUCAUGGAAAAUCUGAACCUGGCAUAUCCGAAGAUGAUGGGCAUUGCAGUCCCUGCAAACAUGGUUUGUGGCUUGCAAGAUACGACUUCUUAAGCCUGAUGGACUUUCCUUAACCUGUGACAUGAUGAUGAUAAAAUGGCCCUUGAUGUAAGAAGAAAUGUAAUAAAUGACUGAACAAUUGAAUAAACGAAGAACAAAAGGUGAAUGAUGAACAGAAAAUGUUUCUUGAGCA
Molecule: messenger RNA, 1163 nt
Organism: Populus trichocarpa (black cottonwood)
Lineage: Eukaryota; Viridiplantae; Streptophyta; Magnoliopsida; Malpighiales; Salicaceae
Product: persulfide dioxygenase ETHE1 homolog, mitochondrial
Exons: 9
Coding region: 173-1024 (283 amino acids)
Biological process (GO): hydrogen sulfide metabolic process; glutathione metabolic process
Molecular function (GO): sulfur dioxygenase activity
Source: RefSeq, a predicted model, not a curated record